GGCAUGUCUUAUCGAGGCCGAUUUCCUUAUGUGUUUCCGUCUUUCCUUUACGAUGUCCAGCUUAGUGUCGGGGCAUGGUACGAGCCGGGAACCUUAGGAGAGCUCAGCCUGCUAGCAUGAGGAUUAACCGACGUCUCAUCCCGACCCGCUCAUUGGUGUGUUGCAAUCAGAUGUGGCGCAUUUCCUGGCAGGGCCAAGUCUCACUGCAGUCAAUCGCUAACAUGUGGGUCGUGAUGUUGGCAUCGAGCCAUCAGGCUGACCCCGUGCAGCCUUCUUACCCAUCAUGUCCCUCACACUUCGUUACCGUCUCCCAUCAUUUCGAGCGAGUCUUUCCAGCGAAUGCGCAUUCUCGCUACCCAGGAUCUGAACGGCCCCCGUCGCAGAGCCAUGCACCAUGUCUGACCCUAAUGCCUACACGGUAGGCUGGAUAUGCGCAAUCUCAACUGAACACGUUGCAGCUCGGCAAUUUCUCGAUGAAGAACACGACCCACCUGAGUUUACAGCAGCCAAUGACUCCAACAGCUACACUCUGGGCACGAUAGGCAAACAUUUUGUCGUUAUCGCCGUGCUACCUGCCGGGGAAUACGGCAUUGUUUCCGCCGCAAGUGUUGCAAAGGAUAUGCUCCACAGCUUUCCCAACGUUAGGAUUGGUUUGAUGGUCGGGAUUGGAGGGGGAGCACCAAGCUCAAAACACGAUAUUCGCCUUGGUGAUGUUGUUGUGAGCACACCUCACAAUGGGAUGGGUGGCGUCUUCCAUUACGAUUUCGGCAAGACCGUCCAGGGCCAGAAGUUCGUGACAACUGGCUACCUCAAUCAGCCGCCCACUGUCGUCCGAACUGCAGUGGCUGACCUCCGCGCGCGAUUGAAGAAGUACGGGAGACCGGAUCAUGCCAGCGACCGAUUGUAUAAGCCCAAUGUGGUACAUCCCAAUGACACUGAGGAUGCUUGUGCAAAUGUCUGCAGUAGCGACUCUGCAGACCUGAUCUUGCGGCAGGAGCGGGACGAGGAUGAUGACGAUCCAGCUAUCCACUACGGUUUAAUUGCUUCAGCCAACCAACUGAUGAAGAAUGCCGAACUCCGAGACCAGCUGGCCAAAGACAAAGACGUACUCUGCUUUGAGAUGGAGGCGGCGGGGCUGAUGAACAACUUUCCGUGUCUUGUCAUUCGUGGAGUUUGCGACUACUCCGAUACCCAUAAGAACAAGGUCUGGCAGGGCUAUGCAGCUAUGGCAGCCGCGGUAUACGCAAGAGAUCUUCUUCGUCGGAUCCACCCUAACAAGAUCGAGGCCGAGAAGCGAUUGGGUAACCUUGUAUCUGAUCUCAGAGACACCGCAGAUGAACACAAACAAAUAUCCCAGCAACAACUGAAGGUCAUGCAAGAUGCAGACAAAAGAAGAGAGGCCGAAGAAAAGACUAAACAAGAGGCCGAGAAGGCUAAAGAGGAGGCUGAAAAACGAAGCGAAUGUCUACAUCUGUUCCGCCUGGCCGAGAGUGAUAGGGACGCGACGUACGAAUCAUACAAAACUAGGGUAGAAAAUCGCGUUGAGGGCACAUGUCAUUGGGUCCUUGAGCACGACAACUUCUGUACCUGGACUAAGCAAGACUCCGGACUUCUCUUGAUAUCUGCAGACCCCGGAUGUGGCAAAUCAGUACUUGCAAAGUUCCUCGUCAACAGUGUGUUACCGCAGACAUCAACAAUCUGUUACUUCUUCUUCAAAGAGCCAGACCAGACCACAGUCCGUCAAGCCCUCUGUGCUUUACUGCACCAGCUGUUCUGCCAGAAACCUACUUUGAUCGAACAUGCUAUGGAAAAUUUUGGCAAGAACGGAAAAAGCCUCAUCAACUCGCGAGAGUCGCUCUGGGAGAUCUUAGCGGAUGCUCUUAACGACCCUCAAGCCGGACCUGUCAUCAUCGUGAUAGACGCCCUUGAUGAAUGUGUUGGGCCAGAGUUGAACGAGUUAUUGUGCAACAUAGAAAGGCAAUCUCGUAGGACCAAAGCCAAGAGUGGUAAACUCAAGUUCCUUCUAACCACCCGUCCAUAUGAUCAGAUCCUUUCCAAAUUUCAAUCCUUGUUCGACAGUGCUUCGAGCAUUCGUAUCCCCGGAGAAGACGAGUCAGAGAGGAUCAGUCAUGAGGUCAACCUUGUCAUCAAACACAGGGUGGACGAACUAGCCAAGGAAAAAGCCUGGGAGGAACAGAUCAAGAAAGCCUUAUCGAAACAGCUACUUGCCAUUCCACAUCUCAAGAAAACCGAAAAAGGUGUACUUUCGGCUAUACAAGCACUUCCAAAGGAUGUCGAUGCUGCGUACAACAAAAUCUUGAGCAAGUCGAAGGAUUAA
Molecule: messenger RNA, 2338 nt
Organism: Boeremia exigua
Lineage: Eukaryota; Fungi; Ascomycota; Dothideomycetes; Pleosporales; Didymellaceae
Product: nucleoside phosphorylase domain-containing protein
Exons: 4
Coding region: 395-2338 (647 amino acids)
Biological process (GO): nucleoside metabolic process
Molecular function (GO): ATP hydrolysis activity
Source: RefSeq, a predicted model, not a curated record